Molecule: messenger RNA, 1626 nt
Organism: Colletotrichum destructivum
Lineage: Eukaryota; Fungi; Ascomycota; Sordariomycetes; Glomerellales; Glomerellaceae
Product: Putative alpha/beta hydrolase-1, peptidase S33 tripeptidyl aminopeptidase-like protein
Exons: 4
Coding region: 1-1626 (541 amino acids)
Source: RefSeq, a predicted model, not a curated record
AUGAGGUCUUUUCUCACAGCCGUGUCCCUUCUGGGCUUCCUCGCUCUCCCAUCACAGGCCCAGAAACCGCACCACGACGUCGACCCUGCCCAUUUCCCCGGCAUCACCCCCAGCACCGAGCUCGUGUGGCAUGAUUGCUAUACCGUCUUCAAGUGCGCUCGAUUGAAAGUCCACGCCAAAGUCACCGAUCCCCGGAAGCCUAAAAAAGUCAAGGGGAACUGCGGCCAGCCAACCGUUGACCUUGCUAUCGUCAAGCUCCCCUACGUCCCCGUCUCCGGCGGCCCCCCUCACCAGGGUGCCGUUCACGUCUCCCUCGGCGGCUGGAGUUCGUCGUCGACCAACUUCCUCGUCCGCUUCGGCGAAGACUACGCCCCCUUGUUCGCGGGUUAUGAUCUCAUCGCCAUUGACUACCGCGGCUGGGGUUGGACAACCCCGGCCUUCCGCUGCUUCGCCUCCGAGGAAGAACGAAAACAGUUCGCACUCUCUGAGCCACAGCUCCUCGGCACCGACGACGCGGCCUACACCGCGAGAGAGAAGCGUGCGGAGGACUUCGCAAAGAGGUGCAAGAAGAACGGCGAGGACGUCGGGAGGUUCAUGGGCACAUACUCCAACGCUGUCGACCACUAUACCGUCAUGAAGGCCGAUAACCGUACCAAGAUGGGCUUCUGGGGCAUCUCAUCGGGGGCUCACCUGGGGCAGACGAUUGCGAAGGUGUACCCGGAGGUCGUCGACAAGUUCCUCUUUGACAGCCCCGCGCCGUCUUCGCUCGCGUACACCGUCACGACGGCCCAGCCAUCCCAAAUCAAAGACGCAGAACGCGGCCUCGACGCCUUUUUCUAUACAUGCCUCCAUGCGCCGGCAAACUGUUCCUUUGCAGGAUCCUCCACCACGACGGCCGAGCUCCGAUCCCGCUACACCGCUCUCGAAACCAAACUUAAGACCAAACCCCUCGGUGGAACUGGCACGGACAAGAAGUUUGACUGGUCGGCCUUACACUCCUUUCUCACCAUUGCGAUCCACGGCCCCGGGUGGUUCCCCGUCUUGAGCAACGUUCUUACCGAGGCCGAAACCGGCGCGGUGGGCGGCUGGAUCGGCUACGUCCUGACGAGCGUCCUCCACCAAGUCCCGGCGCCGCUACCUCUCCUCACCGAGGACGCCCCCUUUGAAGGAAUCCUCGCCGGCGUUUGCACGGAUGAGUUGCGUCAUAUCAAAAGUAAAGACGACUUCGAAUCCUAUUUCAAGUCCAUGACGGACGCGGCACCCAGCGUGGCGUCCAUCUUCUCUGAGUGGCGCCUUGUCUGUUCCAAGUGGAAGAUCGACCCGGUCAACAGGCUCGACGACACGUCCGGCGGGCCCGUCAGGACGCAGGGCAAGUUCGUGGUGCUCAACGGCGUCGGCGAUCCGGCGAGCAGCGUCGAAGGGGCCAAGGGCGUCGUGGCGCGGUUCUCGCCGGGCGUCCUAGUCAAGACCCUCGCUGCCGGGCAUACCAGCUUCGCAGCGACCAGCAAUUGCUUGUUUGGAGUUUUCUACACGUUUUUCGUUCUCGGGCAGAUGCCUGCCGAGGGGACGACGUGUGGUGAUUUGUUUACGGCGCCCUUCGGGGUCCAACUGCCCCCAAGCUUCUGA